Messenger RNA from Cataglyphis hispanica, 1711 nucleotides. It is a transcript of the gene Sodh2, whose product is annotated as sorbitol dehydrogenase. The record is from RefSeq and is a predicted model, not a curated record. Bases 121 to 1173 code for a protein of 350 amino acids. Lineage: Eukaryota; Metazoa; Arthropoda; Insecta; Hymenoptera; Formicidae. Gene Ontology annotation, molecular function: zinc ion binding; L-iditol 2-dehydrogenase (NAD+) activity. The transcript has 8 exons. Gene Ontology annotation, biological process: D-sorbitol catabolic process.
CACAGAGUCUCUUCGUUCCGUUCGUUCUGUGCGUAUCGAAAUAUUCUGAAGCGUGAAUCUCCAACGAAAGGCGAAUCACGUCUCGUUACAGUGCUUUUUUUUUAAUCAAAUCCUCAAACCAUGACUCAGGACAAUCUCACCGCUAUAUUAUAUGGCAUCAACGAUUUACGGCUGGAGAAUACGAGUAUUGAAGAACCAGAAGACAAUGAGGUGCUUUUGGAAAUGGCAUGUGUAGGAAUUUGUGGAUCGGAUGUUCAUUAUCUCGUUAAUGGAAGGAUCGGCGACUUCAUCGUGAAGAAACCCAUGAUUAUUGGUCAUGAAUCUUCCGGUAUUGUUGCCAAACUUGGAAAAAAUGUCAAGAAUUUGAAGAUUGGCGAUCGCGUUGCCAUUGAACCCGGUGUACCCUGUAGGAUGUGCAAGUUUUGCAAGGAAGGACGUUAUAAUCUAUGCAAGGAUGUAGUGUUUUGCGCGACUCCGCCCGUGCAUGGCAGCUUGAGACGUUUUUAUAAACAUGCGGCUGAUUUCUGCUUUAAAUUACCCGAUCACGUGAGUUUAGAGGAAGGAGCACUUUUAGAGCCGUUGUCAGUGGGAGUGCAUGCUUGCAAACGUGGCGGAAUCAGCAUCGAAUCUAAAGUAUUAAUCCUUGGAGCUGGUCCGAUUGGCUUGGUGACAUUAUUGGUAGCCAAAGCUAUGGGCGCAUCUAAAGUAGUUAUCACAGAUAUUAUAGAAAGUAGACUGACGAUGGCGAAGAAACUCGGCGCCGAUUACACAUAUCUGUUACAAAAAGAUAAAUCAGAAAAGGAUGUAGUGGCUGACAUUCAUGCAAUUUUUGGUGAUGAACCUAACAGAACAAUAGAUGCAUCUGGUGCGGAAGCUUCGAUUCGCUUGGCGAUUCUUGCAACGAAAUCUGGUGGAGUUGUAGUAUUAGUGGGAAAUACUGCUCCAGAGGUACAAAUUCCACUAAUAAAUGCUUUGGUCAGAGAAGUUGACAUUAGAGGUGUUUUUCGAUAUGCAAAUGACUAUAAUGAUGCAUUGGAACUUGUUGCAUCUGGCAAGGUAAAUGUAAAGCCAUUGAUCACUCACAAUUACAAAAUAGAGGACACCAAGCAAGCAUUCGAGACUAGUAGAACUGGAGCUGGCGGUGCUAUUAAAGUUAUGAUUCACUGUAAGUAAUUGAAUUGUAGCAAGAUUUUGGAGAUCAGAAUUUUAAAUAUGAUUAUGGUCUCUUGUAAAAAAUGUAUGUAAAGAAAUUUUAGUGACAUGUUAAACUGAAUUUUAUCAUUUUGUAUGACACAAUUGCUAUAUAUUAGCUUAAUAUGCAAAUAUAAUAUUAAAAAUUAAAUAAAUGUAUUCAUACAUGCAUAUGUCAACAUGAAUUGAGAUCUUAAAGAAAUCUCUUUUUCGAUAUGAAUUUUUUAUUGUAUUAUCUGUAUAAUACUGUGCUCUGUAAAAUGCUAAUUUAUACGACAUGCAUCUUAUUUGAUUAUCAGUCUGAUGUUAAAAGCUUCUUCAAUAUUGUACAGAAAUUGCAUAUGUAUAAUGUGUCUUAUUGUGUGUACAAUGACUCAAAAGAAUGAAGAUAUAUAAGAUGACACGACUGAUGAAUUUCAGUGACAACAAUAUUCGCGUUUGUUUAUAUUUUUUAAAAUGAUAAUAUAUUUUAUAUAAGCAAUAAAGAGAGUUCUCUAAUUACAUUUUCUUGCACGAAAAA